CAGUGCUCAGUUUUGACAACUUCAAGUGUUAUAUUACAAAAAGGUUCUGGAAAGGAUCACAGUUUGAAAGAUAACCGUUGAAUUGUUUUAAAAUGAACAUGGUGCAGCAGCUGAUAUGGAAGAUUCAAGUUUAAACCAGGCACAUUAUGAGACCAGAAGAGCAGAGCAAUUGGUCCGACAGGGAAAGCUUGAUGAUGCCAUUGAGUGUCACGAAAAGGCCUCUACACUGCUAUCUUCUGCAAUGACUUUGAGUGAUUUAACAACAGUUAAACAAUCACUGCUUUGUCAAAAAGAAUAUCAUAUUCGUCAAGUGUGGCUUCUUCAAUCUAAGAUUGCCCAACUGGAAAAAUACAAAAAGAAAAUGAAUAGCUCAGGUGGUAAGAUAGGAUCAGUUUCGUGCUCAGUGGAAAGUCAACAGGAAACACAGCAGCAGCUUAAAGUCACACAAAUGGAAAUUCUGAGGACAUUAUCAGAAGCUGAUGCAGCCUUGCAUUUGCAUGCCGAUACAUGCACAAGUAUGGACCCACACCUCAACCAGGUGAUUGAGUGCCUUCAAAAAAUGAGGCAGCAGCUAGAGCAGCUGUUUCAGUUUAGCCGAGAGUCGGAUACAACUACAGACCUACAACUAGAAGCCAUUGAACCUAUCGAUGAGUUCGCACAAUCGUCUCAGUCCAUCUCCCCAGAAACAGAAAAGGGAUCGAAUGACUUGGAAACAGAACUGCCCGCACUUGCACCCCUCGAGGUUCCUCAUUUUGAUUUUUCUAUGCUUCCGAUGUAACGUUUGAAGAUGAUAUUUGAUUUGAUUUCGUGUUAGGGUUUAAUCCAUAGAGAAUUUUAAUUGUAUGAAUAUGACGCAAAUGUAUUGUUUAACGUAAACUGUGAAUACGGGACGAAA
Daphnia carinata is the source of this 895-nucleotide messenger RNA. RefSeq names its product nuclear receptor-binding factor 2-like. NCBI's taxonomy places the organism in Eukaryota, Metazoa, Arthropoda, Branchiopoda, Diplostraca, Daphniidae. Bases 116 to 778 code for a protein of 220 amino acids. Gene Ontology annotation, biological process: autophagy. The transcript has 4 exons. The record is from RefSeq and is a predicted model, not a curated record.